Molecule: messenger RNA, 282 nt
Organism: Anisakis simplex (herring worm)
Lineage: Eukaryota; Metazoa; Nematoda; Chromadorea; Rhabditida; Anisakidae
Source: the annotation of a GenBank genome assembly
AUGCUGAAUAGUUUGAGUGAAGUUGUAAACGCAGCACAGGGUGGAACGUUAGGUGCUGUUCUAGCGAAAGCGAAUAAACUGGCGGCAGCCUCGUCGACCGAUGCGUCACUGAAUCAGAUCCUGCCACCAUCGCAAGGCAUCGAAAUGCGAUUGAGCAUACAAAAUAGUGAACAAGUGGCAAACCUCUCAAAAGAGAUCUCACACCUGCAACAUUUGCAAGCAACCUACAAUGUUGAUCAUUCAGCGCAAAUCAAGGAUCUCGAAAACAAGAGAGCGCAGAUU